CAUUUCUAGAAUGGCAGUAGGGUCAAUUAUAUUUCAAUGGUGGAACAGAAAAUUGUCAAACUAACAAAACCUUCCCGUCUUCACAAGGUAUCGAUCCCAGCUGUGCUUACAAUUGCUGGAUCUGAUAGUUCUGGAGGUGCCGGAAUUGAAGCAGAUUUGAAGACAAUAACUGCUCAUCAAGUUUACGGCUUGACAUGUAUUACAGCUUUAACUGCUCAAAACACUCAGUCUGUUCAAUCAAUAGUCAAGACAUCCAAGGAACAAUUGCAAAAGACUUUAGAGAGUAAUUUUGAUGAUUUUAUUUAUGGAUACGAUUCAAGUCCUUUGAAAGCCAUUAAGACAGGAAUGCUAACCAAGGAUUCAAUUCUUGUUUUGGAGGAGUACUUGCCCUUGAUAAAGAGGCAUGAUAUUAAGUUGAUAGUAGAUCCAGUCAUGAUAAGUACGUCAGGGACUGAAUUGUUUGAUAAAGAAGCAAUGUCGAUUUGCGUCAAUACGUUGAUUAAAGAGUCAUAUUUGGUAACUCCUAAUUUUAUUGAAGCAAUUGCAUUGUAUAGAAAUAAAAAGUCUGAUUAUAAAGAACCCAAAAUUGAGUCAUUGGAAGACUUUACCAAUUUUGUAAUUGACUUACAAAAAGCCUUAGAAUGUGAGAAUGUUUUAGUAAAAGGGGGCCACAUACCUUGGAAUAAGAAAACGAAUAAGCCAUUCAAGGGAAAUAUCAAUGAAGAGCAAGAGGAUCUCACGGUAAUUGAUAUAUUAUAUCAACAUACUACCGAUUCAAUUACAAUAUAUGAGUCGGAAUUCUUGUUCACUAAAGAUACUCAUGGUACUGGUUGCACCUUAUCUUCUUCAAUUGCGUCCAAUGUUGCAAAAGGCUUAACUUUAGACCAAGCUUUGCCAUUAUCAAUUAAUUAUAUCCACAGAGGUAUUCUCAGCUUGGAGAAGAAACUUGGCCAUGGUAACGGUCCUUUAAAUCAUACCGUCACCCCUGAAGUCGGAGUUCUGGCAAUAAUCAAGCCAACAGUCCCGGCAGUCACUGGCCACAAAACAUUUUUUGAAUUUUUCAAAGAACACCCUAAAGUUAAGGAGAAUUGGAGAAAGUAUACUGAACACGAGUUUUUACACCAAUUGGCCGAGAAUAAGUUACCUUUCAACAGAUUUCUCUAUUUUCUAAAACAGGAUUUCUACUAUCUUGUUAAUUAUGCACAAGUUCAUGCAUUGGCUGCCUCAGUGGCCCCAAAUUACCAACAAACUCAUUCAGAAGCUUUAAUCAUCGGAGAAGUAGUGAAUGAAAUUGAAAAACAUAAAAGUAAAUUACAAAAAAAAUAUAACAUUGAUUACGAUAAAGUUGAUUUGGACAUUGAAUUACAACCCGGUAAAGCCUGCUUAGAUUACUGUGAUUUCUUACUUGAAAUGGGCAGGAAAGAAGACUUCUUGGGGAUUAAAGUUGCUUUAGCUCCAUGUCUCCAUGGUUACGCAGAAUCUGGUAUUAAUACUUUAAAAUACCGUGAACACCAUAAAAAUUCGGGUAAUGACUUUUUAAAUGCUGUCUCCGUAGAAGAAUCAAACAUUUAUGAUUCCUGGAUUGCUGAUUAUACUUCCGAAUGGUACCGUGAAGCUCACGGAAACGGAAUUGACGCUCUAGAAACUUUAUUGAGUGGCGUCCUAAUCACUACAGAAAGGUUGGACGAGCUUGUCGAGAUCUUUAAUAAAGUCACCAUGUUGGAAUGCAACUUUUGGAGUGAAGUUGUUGCCCCAAAUUAAUCAGAGUAUAUAUAUAUAUAAAACACCCGUACCCUGGCGAUAAAAUAGCAAAAAUCACUGCGUUGAUACGUAACCUGUAAAGAAGAAACGGGAAAAGCGACUUUCUCGCCCACGAAUUUCGAAAUGAACAAUCAAUCAUUACUUCUUUUUUUAAAUUAUAUAGAUAUCAAGAUCUUAAGUACUUUGUUU
Messenger RNA from Hyphopichia burtonii NRRL Y-1933, 1950 nucleotides. It is a transcript of the gene THI20, whose product is annotated as trifunctional hydroxymethylpyrimidine kinase/phosphomethylpyrimidine kinase/thiaminase. The record is from RefSeq and is a predicted model, not a curated record. Gene Ontology annotation, molecular function: hydroxymethylpyrimidine kinase activity; phosphomethylpyrimidine kinase activity. Bases 37 to 1761 code for a protein of 574 amino acids. NCBI's taxonomy places the organism in Eukaryota, Fungi, Ascomycota, Pichiomycetes, Serinales, Debaryomycetaceae. Gene Ontology annotation, cellular component: cytosol. Gene Ontology annotation, biological process: thiamine biosynthetic process. The transcript has a single exon.